Messenger RNA from Parascedosporium putredinis, 399 nucleotides. Lineage: Eukaryota; Fungi; Ascomycota; Sordariomycetes; Microascales; Microascaceae. The record is from the annotation of a GenBank genome assembly.
AUGUCAGAGGAUACUAAGGAUACUAGGGUCCGUCCGCAACAGCCUUCGCGAGACCCUUUGCCCACAAACCCGCCCGCAAACAUUCGGGAGCAAGGAACGGUAGAAACCGAACGGUCUCUUCAAGGACAGUCAGAGCUAAAGAGCUGCAAAGACCCUGCCACGCCCGCCCCAGGUGGAAGUGCCCAAACCGAGCAACAUUGUCUGCGAGAACACAACCCUGGGGGAGUUGAAGAGGUACCCGCACUCGACGCGCUAGAUGAUCAGGAUAGAGAGUCAUAUUGGAAACAGCAAGACGAGGAAUAUUUCCUCUUGGACAUCCUGGAAGCGCGCGGGAUGCAGGGUGGAGGGGACGAUGUGAAUGAUGUGGACUCGGGUAUCGAGUAUCUGCUGAGCAGCUAA